AAUCUAAGACACACAUAUAUAUAUGACUCGAUUUUAGUAAAAACACGAUGAGUAUAUUGUUGAAUUCAACUGUUUUAAGAGGUUCCAUUAAGACAAUUUUUAAUUAUUUUUUCUCAUAAUUUAUUUAUUUAUGGAACAUGGUCGAUAUUUAUUACGUAGUUUUGGCCGUCUACUUAAUAACUUCGGCAAAAAUAAAUAAUGCCAAUAUUCCGGAGGUUUGUGAAACCAAAGAAUGCCAUUCAUUAGCGGAAUCAAUUAAAAAGGGAAUGAAUGAUAGCGUAAAUCCUUGCGAUGACUUUUAUUCCUACGUAUGUGGUUCAUGGCAAUCUAAUUAUCCGGUUCCUAAAGGCGAAGAAUUCUGGGAUUUAAUUAAAAUAAAUAAAGAAAAAAGAAAAUUUAUUAUAAAAGAAAUUAUAGAAAAGCAACUAAGUCCUGAGGAUAUUGAGCCAUUAAUUUUCGAGAAUAAAUGGUACAAUUCUUGUAUGGAUGAAGAUAGAAUUAAGAAAAAAGGAUUGGAACCGUUGAAGAAAAUUAUAGACAAGAUUGGUGGUUGGCCAAUGGUUAUGAAUACAACUGAAUGGGAAAAAAAAGAAAUCACUUGGCAAGAUGUUGUUUUUCAUUAUGUCGAUACUAUAAGAGCAUACGGUUUAUUUACUAUAGGUACUUCACAUAAUCCAAAAAAUUCCACACUUAAAAUGAUUGGGAUUACUCAAGAAAAUAAGUUUCUGCCUGACACUAAUUUUUUGAAUGAUAUGGAAAGUAGUCAUUAUUAUAAUCAAUAUAUUUCAUACAGUCAUGGAAAUAACGAUGAUAAUGAUGAUAUUACAAAAUUUCAAAAUUUUCUAAACAAAGCAAUUUCUAAAUAUUCAGAAUCCGAAGGAAUGAGGGACGAAAAAGAAAUCGAAAUUGACAGUAGGAAUUUGUUUGAGUUUAUUAAAUCCUUGGAGAAGAUUAAAUUAACUCUAAAUAAAAGAAGAGAAUUUGGAUAUGAAAUAAUGCGAAUUAGCGAUUUUCAGAAUUUUUAUAAUCAUAACAAUAAUAAUGAAAGCACGAUAUCAAAGAUUAAUUGGCUUGAAAUAAUUCAAGCCUUUUACAAUAAUACUGAUGUUUUUAUUGAUGAAUCAGAAGAAAUAGUUGUACUUGAGAAACCUUACUUUUAUAAAUUAAGUCAACUACUAGAAAAAACACCUCAAAGAACAAUUGGGUAAAUUUUAAAUUCUCUCGUAUAUGGUUGGAAAGCUACACUAAAGUGGAAUGUUUCUUCUGAACAUCAGAAAAUGAUUGGGUCAAAAGUGUAAAAGUUACAGGCAUUUAAAAAAAAAAGUUUUUUCGUGUAGGUUGGGCCAGGGCUUGAUGCUUGGGCCACUGUAGUAAAUCAAUAUGAAAUGAAGGAAAUUGACCAAAAAGGACCCGCAAAUGGCAGAAAAAUGCUUAAAUUGAGCUGAAAAUGAUAAAAUAAAAUUAACCGCCUAAACCAAAAUCCGAUUAUUCGCGAAAUUGGUCUAAAAAGUUAAAAAAUAGUACCAAAAUUUAUUAAGACCAAUUUUUUUUAAUGGUAAUGGCAUCUUUGACUCUUUUUUUUAUAUAAAAAAUUGAAUUUUCGAUGUCGGGACGUAUGAUAAUAUUACAAAAUUGGUGGGUGGCCCAACCAUGACAAACGGCGUCGUAAACAAAAACACGUUAAACAAACAUAAUAAAAAUAACAAUAACGCUAAAUAAUGCUUGAAACUUUUGAAUUACAUUGUAAUGAACAAUUUUUGUCAUUUUAUUUUGUUGUUUGCUCAUUCCUUCUGGGUUAUUCCACUGACUUUCGUCUAAUAAUGGUUGCGACCAAAUUUUUAAAAAAAUUUAGUUUUAAUAUAUGUGAAACUCGAUGAUUCCCUGAGUUCAUUAACCAUAAUAUUAUGGUAAAAAUUAUAUUCCCUUUAAAAAUAUUAAAUAUCAAAAGUAGGAGGUUCACAAUGUGAUUUUGUAACCUUAAAUUUUUCAAUUUUUUUAAAAACGCUAUUAUUAAAAAACUAUUAAAAAUUAGAUAUUGGAACUCACCAAAAACAUAAAUCACUUUAUUCUGCACAGAGGAACGAAAGAAUUAUUGCAAAAAUUUAUUAUUUUUGGAUGAUAUACGAUUUUAAAAAAAAUUUUAUUUAAAUAUUCUCAAGAUUUUUAUUUACUUAUAACUUUUUUGUCGGUGCUCCGAAAAAAUUGAGGGUUUGCACAAAGAUUUUUUAUAAUAUUCUUUACCUUCUUUUAAAAUCUUACGAAGGUGUUUUGCUUCGUUUUGGAGAUAUUAAUUUUAAAAAUUUUUAUUUAAAAAGGUUAAUUAAAAGACUUGAAGUUAACUGACCAAUUUCAAAUCGCUACAUUUUAAUAUAUUUUUAUAAAAAAUGGAGCAGUUUGAAUUUGGUUAGUUAACUUCAAGUCUUUUAAUUAACCUUUUACAUAAAAUUUUUACAUUCUCAUCACAUGAGAAGGUAUUAUAAUUGGUCGAAAAUUGACUUUUACUAUUUCCAUGAAAUCUUUACGUUUUGAGGUGCCCUGAGUCGAAAAAACAUGGUCCGGCGAAAGUGUCUGUCUGUGUGUCUGUAUGUAUGUAUGUAUGUACGUAUGUAGACACAAAAUGUUGUUGACACAAUAACUUUUGUAAAUCGAAACAAAUCGUUUUGCAAUUUUGCAUACACAAAGUUAGUAUCAAAAUACAGGUUAAGUUCGUUAGCCAGCCAUUUUCAUCAAAAAAUGCAAAAACUGCGGGAUUUUCAAAAUUUUGAAAUUUAAUUUUUUUUUAAAAAAAUUUUUUUUCACUACACAACAUUACAGUCCAGGAAAAAGAAAACAUUUUUUUUAAAUAAAAUUUUUUGAUUAAAUUAAAAUUGUAAAAGUUACAGUGGUUUAAUUGUCGAAAAACACCUAAAAAACGCCAAAAAAGACAUUUUUUAUGAAAAAUUAAAUUUUAUUAAUGGGUUGAAAAAAAUCAGUCCAUAAAAUAGACACAUUCUCAUCAUAAUAGACUCAGAAAAUAUGAUACAAGUGAAAAAAAUAUCAAUUUAGAAAAAAACCACUCUAUAUACAUAUUAUUUAUAUUUUUUUACACAAAAAUCAGAAUUUCUGACUCAAUUAUCUUGUAAUGUAUUCAUUUUGGCAUAAUGACCCCCGAGACUUUUUUCUUCAUGGGCUGUGACUACCAUGGAACUUUUCUUACUGUAUAUAUAUAUAUUAUAUAUAUAUAUAUAAAUCUUAUUUUGUAGACCUGUGUUAUGAUUGUUUAUAAACGUUUUUAAGAUUUAAUUACACAAUAGUGAUUAUUUUAUUUAAUCACGAGGGGGAAUUUACUAGUUAAAAACGUGUACACUUGACUACCGGUAUUACACCUAAUGUUACCAUUAUUACUAAGUUAUUACACGUUAUUACAGAGUAUUACACAUUAUUACAGAGAUAUUACAGAGUUUUUUGCGUUAUUACAGCACCGUAAUAACGCAUUAUUACACGGUAUUACACGUUAUUACACAAGUAUUACAGGAAGAGUGUACACUUGACUACCUGAGUAAAUUCCCCCUCGUUUGAUCAUAUUUAAAUUUGAAAAUCUUUGUUGGAGUUUCUUGUUGUAAUAUAUGUCAUAAAAAAUGUCAUUUGCCACAGAAUGAAUGUUUUUUUAGCGAACACACGAAUCUCAAGGGUACCAAUAACUUAAACAGUAUGGCCAUCUCACCUCGAAAAAACAUGGCCAUCUCUCCUAAUGUCAGGAGACAAAUUGACACAAAUAAGUAAAUAAAAUUUUUUAAUAAAUGUAAAUACAUACAUACAUACUUUGUUACAUACAUACUUUUUCAAUAUUAUUCGUAAAGUUUUUUCUUUUAAUUGUGUUUUGCCACAAAACAAAGCGAACUAAUCUUUAAUAAGCGAUACAUAGCAGCAAAUUCUAUAAAAUAUUUGAAUUGGCCAUCUCUCCCGCAUGGCCAACUCCCCCGGACUUACCCUAAUAUAAAUUUUUAUCAAUAAAAAUUAUAAUUGAUUAAAAUUUGAAUAAAUUGAGGUCCAGAUUAACAUUUUGAGUUUAUUAAUGAAAAUUAAAAUAUUA
Leptopilina boulardi is the source of this 4072-nucleotide messenger RNA. RefSeq names its product endothelin-converting enzyme homolog. The transcript has 9 exons. Gene Ontology annotation, cellular component: plasma membrane. Lineage: Eukaryota; Metazoa; Arthropoda; Insecta; Hymenoptera; Figitidae. The record is from RefSeq and is a predicted model, not a curated record. Gene Ontology annotation, molecular function: metalloendopeptidase activity. Gene Ontology annotation, biological process: protein processing. Bases 138 to 1208 code for a protein of 356 amino acids.